Arthroderma uncinatum is the source of this 1050-nucleotide messenger RNA. RefSeq lists its product as uncharacterized. The record is from RefSeq and is a predicted model, not a curated record. Gene Ontology annotation, cellular component: 90S preribosome; nucleolus. Lineage: Eukaryota; Fungi; Ascomycota; Eurotiomycetes; Onygenales; Arthrodermataceae. The coding region runs from base 1 to 1050 and encodes 349 amino acids. Gene Ontology annotation, biological process: maturation of SSU-rRNA from tricistronic rRNA transcript (SSU-rRNA, 5.8S rRNA, LSU-rRNA). The transcript has 2 exons.
AUGUCGCUUCCAGCCGCACUCAGUAAAAGGGUCACGGCGCAUCGUGAAGACGAGGAUAUACUGGAAGAUGAGCUCUCGGGGUCAGAAGACUCGGGCUCCAUCAGCGGCGAUGGUGACGGGCUUACCGACGAAGACGAGGAUGAGUCCGAAGAUUCGGAUAUGUCUGAUGACACCCCACCUUCUGAGCACAACGGAAAUAAUGAUAUCAAAUCCACCUUGUCGCAAAUUUCAUUCGGAGCUCUUGCGAAAGCCCAGCAAUCCCUAGGGUCUGUGAAAAGAGGACCAAAGAGGAAACAUGGGGAGGAUAAUGAAGGGGGAGAAGAGGACCUAAAUAUUAGGUUUAAAAAAUCCAAGUCGGACGCCCUGAAUGAACUCCGUGAACGAAUCCGAAAAGCAAAGGAGGAGAAGGCUUCCAAAGCAGAAUCGUCGAAGGAUGAGAAAGCUCCAAUUAAGAAACCGAGAGAGUCCCGGUCCUCAAAACACGCGCCGGCAGUCCAAUCGAGUAAAUACGCUGUUACCCGUCGACGAGUUGUUGUUGAUGGAGAGAAUGUCGCCCAAGUGAAAGCGCGUGAUCCACGGUUCGACAGCGCAGUACAAAGCUAUAGCCAUAAUCACAGGGCCGCACCCUCAUCGGCUUCUCAUCCAGAUCCGACCGUGGCUAAGAACUACGCAUUCCUAAACGAUUACCGGGAGGCCGAGUUGAAAGAGCUUAAUGAGCAGCUACGUCGAACUAAGAACGAGGAUGAAAACUACCGGCUGAAAAAGGUUAUUACUUCCAUGCAAGAUAGGAAGAGGACAUAUGAGCACCGAGAUAGAGAGAGGGAGGUGCUAGCGAAGCAUCGUAGGAAGGAGAGGGAGUUAAUUAAGGAGGGAAAGAAGGAGAAGGCAUGGUUCUUGAAGAAAGCGGAUCUGAAGAAGGAGGUGCUCAAAGAGAAGUAUGAAGGUAUGGGAGCCAGGGAGAGACAGAAGGGUAUUGAAAGGCGGAGGAAGAAGGUGGCUUCUAAGGAGAAGAAGGAAAUGCCGAGGAGUAGAAGGGUGGUGGAGGAAUGA